Molecule: messenger RNA, 2580 nt
Organism: Leucoraja erinaceus (little skate)
Lineage: Eukaryota; Metazoa; Chordata; Chondrichthyes; Rajiformes; Rajidae
Product: tripartite motif-containing protein 29-like
Exons: 4
Coding region: 652-1512 (286 amino acids)
Molecular function (GO): zinc ion binding
Source: RefSeq, a predicted model, not a curated record
GAAACAACAUGGAAUGAGCUGCCAGAAGAAGCAGUUGAGGCAGGAACUGUAACAAGAUUAAAAAUACAUUUAAACUGGUACAUGCAUAGGAAAGGUUUAGAGGGAUAUGGGCCAAACGCAAGCAAGUAGGACUAGUGUAGAUGGGGCACCUUGGCUCGGCAGGCUGGGCUGAAGGACUUAUUUCUGUGCUGUAUGACUCGAUGACUCUCUGUGACUCAGGUUCUUAUUAAAUCUUUCCCCUCUCACAUUAACGUAUACCCUAAAUGCAGGCAGGUAGGACUAGUGUAGAUGGGGCAUUUUGAUCAGCAUUUAGAGGGCUUGUUUCCAUGCUGUGUGACGAUUCCGUCUCUAUAUUAUAAAAUUGCAAACUUGGUUUUCCUCUCUUUGUUAUGAACUGCUAAGGCAUGCCAAGAGCUGCUCAUGUUUAACUUGACUGAGUUAUAGUGGUGACCACAUUGCCACGCCCUCUGUUAAAUAUUUAUAAGGACUUGACUUCCUAUUUCCUGUCUAGUGCUGUGGCUCUGUCAGUGUGAUCGUUUUCUGAAGAACACAAUCCAAACUGCGAGGACAUGUCUGAAAUGUGAAACAGCUGUUUGUUCUCUGAACAUAAAACUAAACGUAAUUGGAGCAGUUUACGCCGAUCACACCCUAAUGGAACCUAUGACAGAAAGGCAUUGCCUUGAGCACAAGAGACCCAUACUGUUCUACUGUCAAAAUCAUGCCGUGUGUGUGUGUGACUCCUGCAUAACAGAGAAACAUCAAUCCCAUACACUACUGAGUCUGGAUCAGGCACAAGCUACAAUUAAGGAAGAUUUGAAGACAGAUAUUGAAAGACUUCAGGAAGAGAUCUGCUCCAUCAAACAGGAUGAUUUGAAGAGAUCAGAAGCUGAUUUAAAGGCACAGGUCAUUGAACUGAAAAGAAGACUAUCCAAAAGAUACUACGACAGAAAAAAGCAGCUGGAAGAAGAUGAAGAAUACAUCCUGAGAUUAAUUGAUGAUGAAGGUCUUCGAACUCUGUCGCGGAUUAAGAGCUAUUCUGAAACAUUAACCAGGGAACAGGAACGGAUUAUACUAAUAGAUCACGAUGCGCAGAGUCUGGAACAGGGAGACUCCCUCUCCUUUAUUCAGAUCCUCUCAAGCUCUGUCAGGUUGGAUGGGGAGCGUCGAUGCACAGCUAUUUUCAGGUCCCUCCAGAGAUGUUCAAUUGGGUUCAAGUCCGGGCUCUGGCUGGGCCACUCAAGGACAUUCACAGACUUGUCACAAAGCCACUCCUGCAUUGUCUUGGCUGUGUGUUUAGGGUCGUUGUCCUGUUGGAAGGUGAACCUCCGCCCUAGUCUGAGGUCCAGAACGCUCUGGAGCAGGUUUUCAUCAAGGAUCUCUCUGUACUUUGCUUCGUUCAUCUUUCCCUCGAUCCUGACUAGACUCCUAGUUCCUGCCGCUGAAAAACAUCCCCACAGCAUGAUGCUGCCACCACCAUGCUUCACCGUAGGUAUGGUAUUGGCCAGGGGAUGAGCAGUGCCUGGUUUCCUCCAGAUGUGAUGCUUGGAAUUCGGGCCAAAGAGUUCAAUCUUGGUUUCAUCAGACCAGAGAAUCUUGUUUAGGUGCCUUUUGGCAAACUCCAAGUGGGCUGUCAUGUGCCUCUUACAAAGGAGUGGCUUCUGUCUGGCCACUCUACCAUAAGGCCUGAUUGGUGGAGUGCUGCAGAUUAUAGUUGUCCUUCUGGAAGGUUCUCCCAUCUCCACAGAGGAAUUCUAGAGCUCUUUCAAAGUGACCAGCGGGCUCUUGGUCACCUCCCUGACCAAGGCCCUUCUCCCCCGAUUGCUCAGUUUGGCCGGGCGGCCAAUUCUAUGAAGAGUCAUGGUGGUUCCAAAGUUCUUCCAUUUGAGAAUGACGGAGGCCACUGUGCUCUUCGGGACCUGCAAAGCUGCAGAAAUUGUUUUAUACCCUUCCCCAGAUCUAUGUCUCGACACAAUCCUGUCUCGGUUUACAGACAAUUUUUAAUGUCAUAGCAAAGGGUCUGAAUACUUAUGUAAAUGUGAUAUUUCAGUUAUUUCUUUUUAAUUACUUUGCAAAUAUUUCUAAACACCUGUUUUUGCUUCUUCAUUCGGGGUUUUGUGUGUAGAUUGAUGAUAAAAAAAAAAAAGAAUCAAUUUUAAAAUAAGGCUGUAAUGUAACAAAAUGUAGAAAAAGUGAAGGGGUCUGAAUACUUUCUGAAUGCACCGUACAUUAAUUGUUGUAUUUAUCAAUACUGUGUGUGUACAGAUUACUCUGAGCUUCAUAUCAACAGGGAAUUUCAUUGCACCAUGCCGUAUAUGAUAAUAAACCUGUAUGAUUUGACAUUUCCUCCAAAUCUGCUCGUCCUGAACACAAAGGCAUUUAGAUUUCCAUCCAGACAGAGGAUGCAGUACAUUCAACAGGAUUUAGACAAACUCCUAAACAUCUUUCAACAACAGGGAUAAAAACCCUGCAAAAUUAAUCUCUAGGAUUGUUGGUGCUUCCUCAGCUUCACCCGUGCCGGGUUCAUGUAGCCUCAGCCCAAUUCUGGGAAUGAUGCAUCAUCUGCCCAAGUCUGAGGUUGUU